Brassica napus (rape) is the source of this 661-nucleotide messenger RNA. RefSeq names its product CLAVATA3/ESR (CLE)-related protein 6. NCBI's taxonomy places the organism in Eukaryota, Viridiplantae, Streptophyta, Magnoliopsida, Brassicales, Brassicaceae. The coding region runs from base 1 to 246 and encodes 81 amino acids. The transcript has a single exon. The record is from RefSeq and is a predicted model, not a curated record.
AUGGAGAAUUUAAUCCUCAAACAAGCUCUUAUCAUGCUCCUAAUAAUAUUUUCAUCACCAAUAUUGCGUACUCAGGCCCGAAUCCUCCAUGCAGAUAGAGUUGCAAACAUGGGCACUAUAAAUAGUCAGGUUCUCCUACGUGAGCUCGGGUUUGAUCUCUCCAAGUUCGAAGGAUAUAAUGAAAGGAGGUUUUUAGUAGAUUCGGAAAGGGUUUCACCGGGAGGACCUGACCCGCAACAUCAUUGAAUGAUCUAUACGGAUAUUUUACUUGACCGGAGAUUCAAGCACAAUAAUUGUGACUGAUCCAUGCAGGUCAUCUAAUAUCGACAUUUAUAUGCUUUUCUUCUCUCGUUUUCCCCUUCAUAAAUCUGACGUACAAUUUUGUUGUAUCAAGGUUUUGGUGUUCUUGUACCUCCUUGUCUUAAUACAUCAAACUUUUUCUCUGUAUGUUUUCGUGUGUCUCCAAUGAGUUACCUUUUAUGUAACAGCAAUUGGCUUAUAAAUAAUAUUCCCCGGUUUGAGUUUUACUUUUUCAUUUAUAAGGAAAAAAAAGUAAAGGUAGAGAAUAUAGUAAUUGAAAUUAGCAGUUCCAUAUACAUAUGAUCAAAACGAUUACUUAGAGAGAUUUGAUGGCCAAACUAUUAAUUUAAGUUUUAUAAAA